This is a messenger RNA of Camelina sativa (false flax), 682 nucleotides long. The record is from RefSeq and is a predicted model, not a curated record. NCBI's taxonomy places the organism in Eukaryota, Viridiplantae, Streptophyta, Magnoliopsida, Brassicales, Brassicaceae.
AAAUCCAAAUAUCAUAGUUCAUCUCCAUCUUCUCUCACAGACUCAGACGAUCGAAAUCAAAAGCUGCUAAAAUCAGAUCAAAAUCAAAAGCUCGCGAAGAUGAUGCACAUGACCUUCUACUGGGGAAUCAAAGCCACGAUUCUCUUCAAUUUCUGGAAAACAGACUCAUGGCUAAGUUACAUCCGCACUUUGAUCGCUUGCUUCGUCUUCUCCGCCUUUUACCAAUACCUCGAGAAUCGCCGCGUCCAAUUCAAAUCCCUUUCCUCCUCCUCAUCCCGUCGUCCUCAGCCGGCUCGCUCUUCCUCCGGCGUAUCCGCUCCUCUCAUCCCCAAAUCCGGUACCAGAUCCGCCGCUAAAGCCGCUUCGAUUCUUCUUUUCGGCGUCAACGCUGCGAUCGGUUACUUGCUUAUGCUUGCUGCUAUGUCUUUUAACGGAGGCUUUUUCAUCGCGAUUGUCGUCGGAUUAACCGUCGGAUACGCCGUUUUUAGAUCUGAUGACGGCGGUUCUGACGCCGUCACCGAUGAUCCAUGUCCCUGUGCUUGAUUGAUGAGAAAAAUCAGAAAAAAAAUCUCGAAAAAAAAAAAAAAAAGUGUGGUUGAUGUUUGUAAUUCUGAUUACAAUUUGUUGUGUUGUUUAUUUCUGUAUGAUUAGUUAAUUGCGAAUUGAAAUGGUUUAAAUCUCA